Molecule: messenger RNA, 1507 nt
Organism: Marchantia polymorpha subsp. ruderalis
Lineage: Eukaryota; Viridiplantae; Streptophyta; Marchantiopsida; Marchantiales; Marchantiaceae
Source: the annotation of a GenBank genome assembly
UCAGACAGACGGACUUGGCUCCAAUUUGCGUUCGCUCAAAUCGAAGCCUGCGUCCGGAGUGAUUGGCCUGAGGAGUCUGUUGUUGAUGUGAGUCCACGACAGCCAGUCAUGCCUGUUAUGCUAUGCCACUUUGGCUGGCGAUUUGCCGAAACGAAAGCUCCGUUCCUCUAUCUUCCAUGAUUCCGAUUCUGGAAGACUUUCUAGAGUUCUACCUCGCCUAUGGCCUUUCGCCUUGGACCAGUAAUAACGCCAAACGAAACUAGUUUCCUCUCGGGUUAGGCUCCCAGCUGGUCACGUUUCUCCCUUUGUCCGUGGGCACUAUCCUCGAGCUCGACACCGGAGCUGCUGCCAACUCGGUCAAAACUCGAAGAAUCGUUUUCUGCAAGCAAGGAAGAAGCUCUCGCUUGAGAUCAUGACCUGAUCCGGAGCUGUCAUGACAACGCCUGGAUGGCCGUGACGUCGGAUGGAGAUCCGGAGCUGUUUUGGCAAAGCUUGGAUGAUCGAAUCUGUGGUGGCGGAUUGAUUCUCACCUCCUGGGAAUGAUUGUUGGAAUCCCGAAGAUGGACCAACCUUCUCGCCUGGGCUCCAAGCUCACAGUUGCAACAGCUCAGGUUUCGAUUUCACGAUUACACGUGAUUUCGGCAUAUCUAGAAUUGCAAUGUGUACGAGGAGAUAUGUCAAAUUCAUGGCUGCAGCUCAUAAUUACUCUAGGAGACUCGAAGGUAGCCGCAGGUCUGAGUGUUCUCUAGCCCUUGACAUUCAAAGUAGUGUGUUGAUGCCCAAUCCAUAGUUGCGUGGAAAAUUAGGACCUUGGUUUUCUCCAGAUUGACAGAAAGAGAAUCAGGGGUAUUGAGUUAUCUCACCAAUUCAUAUCUAUUUGUGCUCAGAAAUCCUUUAAAAUUAUCACCUGUCGAGGACUCUGUGCCCCUGCUUGUCUAUCUGUCAAGCUGGAGAAAACCCAGGUCCUUGUUUUCUAUGUAACUAUCGCUUGGGCACCAAAACACAACUUUGAAGCCAAAAGGAAUGCGUUCAUUCAUACCUGUGCUGGCCCGAAGUCAUCUAGAGAUCCCAUACUGCAGUAUCAAUACCAUGUACUGACUUACAGACUAUAAAUCUAGUACCAAUAAACUACUAGGUUGAGAAGCUUUCGCGUAUUCACCUUCGAAUUCCAGCCGUCAUACCAUGCUUGGAAGUAGCGAGGUGAAGACAGGAUCUAGGUCGGGUUUUUUUAUUUUAUUUUAUUUUGUUGCAGCACAAUAUUUUGAUGCUGGUUCAAAUCUGUCCAGCAUCUUUGUUGUGGACAGUAGUGUCCCUCAACUCCCGGAUCGGAGAGGUCGUGACUAGCCGCCUCUUCGUUUUAACGAGUUCUUUCAUUGUUACAGAAUUUGGGAAUCCUCCAGCAUUGUUCUCAGACCUGGAGGAGAAUGAUCUGGAGAGGCUCGAAAGAUGUCAGCAACCCUUUUGUCCUUGGUGUUCUUUAUAAUAAAAUUUGAAGCAGUCCUCCUUG